Polypterus senegalus (gray bichir) is the source of this 4373-nucleotide messenger RNA. RefSeq names its product WD repeat domain 33 (gene wdr33). The coding region runs from base 233 to 4177 and encodes 1314 amino acids. The record is from RefSeq and is a predicted model, not a curated record. Gene Ontology annotation, molecular function: protein binding. The transcript is spliced from 23 exons. Gene Ontology annotation, cellular component: mRNA cleavage and polyadenylation specificity factor complex. Lineage: Eukaryota; Metazoa; Chordata; Cladistia; Polypteriformes; Polypteridae.
CGUACACCGUGAGGCCGCACAGGGACGUCAGAACGGAGGCGCGUAGCUUGAGGAAGAUGGCGUUGGAGGCCUGUCGAUGACAGCAAGGAAAACGCGGAGUAAAAGAGACUUUUAUUUGUUUCCCGCGUGAAGAAUACAACCAGAGUGGAACGUUGUAUGCUGAACCGAAGGCCGUCCUAAGACAGCCCUUCCGCUUAAAGUUACCGACAUAAGGAGAGGUGCACUUAUAACAAUGGCAACAGAAAUUGGCUCACCACCUCGGUUUUUCCACAUGCCUCGGUUCCAGCACCAGGCACCUCGACAGCUCUUCUACAAACGGCCUGAUUUUGCUCAACAACAAGCUAUGCAGCAGCUCACCUUUGAUGGAAAGCGCAUGAGGAAAGCUGUUAACCGCAAAACAAUUGACUACAACCCCUCUGUAAUUCGCUACCUAGAGAAUCGCCUCUGGCAAAGGGACCAUCGUGAUUUUCGAGCAAUCCAGCCUGAUGCUGGUUAUUAUAAUGAACUUGUUCCACCAAUGGGUAUGCUGAAUAACCCUAUGAAUGCAGUAACAACAAAGUUUGUCAGAACAUCAACAAAUAAAGUUAAAUGCCCUGUUUUUGUAGUCCGGUGGACUCCAGAAGGGCGACGUUUAGUAACAGGCGCAUCCAGUGGAGAAUUUACUUUAUGGAAUGGUCUGACUUUCAACUUUGAAACAAUCUUGCAGGCCCAUGACAGCCCUGUGAGAGCAAUGACUUGGUCUCAUAAUGACAUGUGGAUGCUGACAGCAGAUCAUGGAGGUUAUGUUAAGUACUGGCAGUCCAACAUGAACAACGUCAAGAUGUUCCAGGCGCACAAGGAGGCGAUUAGAGAAGCCAGUUUCUCACCAACGGAUAAUAAAUUUGCAACUUGCUCAGACGAUGGAACUGUUCGAAUUUGGGACUUUCUACGAUGCCAUGAAGAGAGAAUCCUCCGAGGACAUGGUGCUGAUGUGAAAUGUGUUGAUUGGCACCCUACGAAAGGUCUCGUGGUCUCAGGGAGUAAAGACAGCCAGCAGCCAAUCAAGUUUUGGGAUCCUAAAACUGGACAAAGUUUAGCAACCCUACAUGCCCACAAGAAUACAGUAAUGGAAGUCAAGUGGAAUCUGAAUGGCAACUGGCUGUUAACAGCCUCACGUGAUCACCUUUGCAAGCUCUUUGAUAUACGCAACUUAAAAGAAGAACUGCAGGUUUUCAGGGGACACAAGAAAGAAGCUACAGCUGUUGCAUGGCAUCCUGUACAUGAGGGACUUUUUGCAAGUGGUGGUUCAGAUGGUUCCCUCCUUUUCUGGCACACAGGUGUUGAAAAAGAAGUGGGAGGCAUGGAAAUGGCUCAUGAAGGAAUGAUUUGGAGUUUGGCGUGGCACCCUCUUGGUCACAUCCUUUGUUCUGGGUCUAAUGACCAUACAAGUAAAUUCUGGACACGGAAUCGACCUGGGGACAAAAUGAGGGACAGAUACAAUUUAAACCUCUUGCCAGGAAUGUCAGAAGAUGGUGUAGAAUAUGAUGACAUUGAGCCAAAUAAUUUGGCUGCCAUACCAGGUAUGGGGAUUCCAGAACAGUUAAAGAUGGCUAUGGAACAGGAACAAGCUGCAGGUAAAGAGGAGCCAACUGAGACAGAGAUGACAAUCCCUGGACUAGAUUGGGGAAUGGAAGAAGUAAUGCAGAAGGAUCAGAAGAAAGUCCCUCAAAAGAAGGUUCCUUAUGCCAAACCCAUCCCAGCACAAUUUCAGCAGGCUUGGGCAGAGAAUAAGGUUCCUACUCUGCCUCCUGGGGAGCUCCCAAAGGAACGAAAGGAUGAAAAGAAAGUAGAAGUAAAAAAGAAGACUCAGGCCGAGAUUGAACAGGAGAUGGCAGCCUUGCAGUAUACAAACCCAUUACUAUUGGAGCAAAUGAAGAUUGAGCGUAUGGCACAGAAACAGAGUGAGCAGGGACAACCUCCUCAACAGGGAGCUAUAUCUUCAUUCCCUAAUCAGACACCAUUGACCCAGGCUUCACCAAAUUUCCAGCAGCCUCUUCAACCCCAGCAAAUGCCUACAAACAUAAAUCCAAUGGGCUCUAAUGGUCCACAAGUACCUUUCCUUCCUCAGAAACAAAUGGGACCUCCUGGACCUCAGCUCCACCAAAGUCAUCCUACUCAGCAGGGCUUCUUAGGCCCUCAGGAAGUACCUGGGUCACAAGGUAUACAGAGACACCCUGCUCCACUUGGGCCCAUUGGGCCUCAGGGUCCUCCAGGCAUGUCAAACAACAAAGGAAUACAUGUUUCCCCAGGGAUUCCCCCUGGACAGCGAGGAAUGCAAGGACCACCUGGAGGCAUGCCGGGACACCAACCCUGUGGAAUAGGACCAAGAGACAGUCAAGGGUCCCCUAUCCAGGGUAACAUGAUGGGACCUCAAGACCUAAGAGGAAUCCCUAACCAGGGUACAUUAGUGAACCAUCCUCUUGAUCUGGACAUGAGAGGGCACCAAGUACCCCCAGUACAAGGGGCUAUGAUGGGGCAACCAUCUCAUGGACUACAGGGACAACAAAACCAGUCUAGAGGUCCACAAGUUCCACAGGUGCAUGGUAAUAUGCAAGGGCAUGGAAAUAUGCCAGUGCCGGGAAAUAUGCAACCCCAUGGUAACAUGCCAGGACCAGGAAACAUACAAGGGCCAGGCAACAUGCAGGGUCAUGGCGGCAUGCCUGGGCCAGGGAACAUGCAGGGACAUGGAGGCAUGCCUGGCCCGGGGAGCAUGCCAGGGCACGGCGGCAUGCCUGGCCCGGGGAGCAUGCCAGGGCACGGCGGCAUGCCUGGCCCGGGGAGCAUGCCAGGGCACGGCGGUAUGCCUGGCCCGGGGAGCAUGCCAGGGCACGGGAACAUGCCAGGGCCAGCUAGCAUGCAGGGUCCAGCACCGUAUAUGCAACAAGGAAAGCCACCAUUGUUAGGUGAAGGACCUAGACCUCCUUUUAACCAGGUUCAGAAUCAAGGACCUCCACCUCUAAUGUCUGGGAUUGUGCAACAGGGUCCUGGCCCCAGCAAAGAUACCCGUGGACUUCCAAACCAUCAUCUGGCCCCCCAUUUGGAUCGACGAGGGCCUGAUGGAGGUGGAGGACCUGAUCAAACAUCAGAAAGAGGAGGCCGUUUUUGGGGGGAGUCCCGUGAUGGUCGCCGUGGUCCACCUUCUGAUAUGGAUGGUUCAGAUGAGAGAUUCCAUCUUAGAGCUGAAGAAAAUUGGAGAAUACAACGUGGACAAGGAUCAGAGUUCCGAGAAAGUGAUGGAAGAGGAGGUCCCAGUAGAGGUGGCCCUCAAGGCAGCUGGGAUGGACGUCGGCUCUCUGAGGAAAGAUUCUCGCGUGAAAGUGAUGAGCCAAGAUUCAGAGGAAGACGAGAGGAGAGGUUUGAAAAUUAUGAUGGCCCCAUCGAUGAAUUUGAACAGUUGCGCUCAAGAGACCAGAGGCGGGCUCCCCAUGGUAGACACAACCAAGAAUUUGAUUAUGAGCAAACGGAUGAAUCGUAUCGCAGAGGAGGAUCUCGACAUGAGAGCAGAAGUGGACGGGGCUUUUCUGAUGAUUUUACUAAUGAAGACAGCUUUGAGAAGGAGGAGAAAGGAAGGAGCUGGGAGUCUGGUGGCAACAGGGGCCGCAACCGAGGACCACAUCGAGGAGGGCGGAAGGGGCUACUUCCAACCCCAGAUGAGUUCCCCUCCCAUUAUGAAGGUGGACGUAAAUCUGAAUCCUGGGAUGGAAGCAGAGAUCAGGGUCAUGAGCACUUCAGAGAUGGUAUGCGCCAAGACCAUCCGCCAAGAGAAUGCUCUUCUCCAGCUGGCAGGGACCGUUCAUCUUCUCUUCAGGGCAUGGACAUGGCUUCUCUACCUCCACGAAAGCGACCCUGGCAUGAUGGACCUGGUACAGCAGAUGUUAGAGAACGUGACUCGCCAGGCAGGGGACCCGAAGAGAGAACGCCAGGUCGAGGAUCUUCCCAACGCAAUGUUAAGUCUGGUCGGUCAGCUUCACAAGAUAAGGAUCAUCACCGGGAUGAUGGCUACAGUGGCAGUUCCCGUGGGGGUGGAGGCAGGGGUGCUGCCUGGGGAAGAGGAGGUGGUGGCGGUGGUUCAAAUAGCUCAAGUCAGUCACGCAGGGGCUCAUCUAGAGGAUCUUCCCGAGGAAGCCGGGGACGAUAAAAUAAAGGGAAAUGCAGACAGUGUUUCUUCUCCACCUCUGCGAGGGCAGCACUGCAAGUCCUCAGAAGACUGGCCAGGUUUGGAGCAGUGCUCUCAGGAAGUCAUGUGAGCAACACAUUUUGAGGACAGAAGCUCUGCUGCAGACAGAUGUGUUACUCAAACCAUGUCUGUUCAUCAUCUUUGUUUAAAAAAAAAA